AUGACUUCAUGUAUGAAGUGCCUUGCAUUAGACUACGAAAGGUUCAACAAGUGCUUCCAGAUGUUUCUGGAAGUAUCGUCGGAGCAUCAAGCUACGCGUAAAUUCAUUCAUGAGAAUCUUCCUGACAUCCUCACAUGCAUUGGGGAGGGCAAGACUACCUUUGAUGUCAUUUCAGUGGGGACUGGUACAGGGGAGGUGGACCUGGAGAUACUUUCACAGCUGCGUAUGGUUUUACCAGAUGUGAAGGUGGACUGUGACAUGGUGGAUCCCAGCGAGCCGAUGCUGGAGAAAUGCAAGGAACUUAUGUUGAGAACUCCCAACAUGGAAAACAUAAACUUCACAUGGAAUCAGAUGACUGCCUCUGAGUUUGAGAAGCACUGGAUUGAGAGACAGUCAGAGAAGAAAUUAGACUUCAUUCAUAUGAUUCAGAUGCUGUACUGUGUUACUGAUACUGCUGCUACUAUCUCAUUUUUCCGGAGUCUCUUAAAUGAAAAUGGAAAACUUCUCACCAUACUUGUUGCUGGAGAGAGUGGUUGGGGCAAACUAUGGGACACUUAUGGGAAGGAGAUAUGUUGCACCGAAAUAACCCACUGUGUGACAGCGGCAGACAUCAAGCACUACCUCACUGCUGAAGGAAUCAGCUUUGAAACCUUUGUGUUGCCUUCAACGAUGGACAUCACAGAAUGCUUCAUCCCCGGUGACGAGAAGGGGGAACUGCUACUAGACUUUCUCACUGAGUUGCAGGACUUCAGCAACACUGCACCUCCAGAGCUGAAAGCCAGUGUGAUGAGCUUCCUGCGUAGCCCUGACUGCAGCAGUCAGGUGAACGGAAGGAUUAUAUUGAAUAACAAUCUGGAGGCUUUGGUUUUAGACCCAUAAGUUGCAUAGCAGUUCACCAAAUGCUCAUUGCUUCUUAAUGCGGUUUUCAGUAGGUUAGUAUAUGAAAGUGAGAUUGUACGUUCGUAAGUAUAAUUUAAUUUUGUAUGGUUGUUGUUGUCAAACUUAAAAAAAACCUCU
Molecule: messenger RNA, 1017 nt
Organism: Brienomyrus brachyistius
Lineage: Eukaryota; Metazoa; Chordata; Actinopteri; Osteoglossiformes; Mormyridae
Product: histamine N-methyltransferase-like
Exons: 6
Coding region: 1-879 (292 amino acids)
Molecular function (GO): N-methyltransferase activity
Source: RefSeq, a predicted model, not a curated record